UCAUUCUCCCUCCUCCCGUAUAGGCUACAGCCCAACAGUGGGCACGUAUACACUUUCUUGUCCCUACUUAUCCACACUCCAACUCUGUCUCCCAACUUCUAUUCAGAGCCAUGGCGCUACGCUCAAAACCCCUCCGUGUAUACGUGGCGCUGAUCGGUAUUUUAUUCUCUUUAGGGGGUUUUGCAUCUGCUGCAGGCAGCGGAAUUUCCUCUGGGCUUGCUAGUGGCCUGUUACCAUCCUACGACCAAGUGUAUUAUGUGGGAGUGCGGGCGUAUUUCUCUGAAGACUGGGAUAAAGCUGCAGAACACAUCGAGAAGGCUAUAACCAUUCGUCAAGCUCUUCUUCGGACACGUCGAAAAUGUCACGAUGAAUGUUUGUCUGCAGGGGAUGACAGAUUAUCAUAUCUGGAGACGGAGACGGGGAGUUUAUGGGACCUCUAUGCUCUGGACUGGGUUCAGCAUCGGGCUGAGUGUGCCAAAUUCUGUCUGGGGAGAGUUGUCACCCCGGCCGGUCAGCUCCCUGUGUCUAUCGACAUCGACUAUGAAUUUGGAACUCGGAAUGCAUACAACUUCCUCCAGCUUACCUACUUUAUGCUGGGUAAAAUGCAGAAGGCCGCUGCUGCUGCACACACCUUCUUUGUGGCCAAUCCCAGUCACCUUGAGAUGCGAAACAACAUUGAGAAGUACAGGCGCAUGGACGAGGUGUCUGAUAAUGCAUUUGUGGACAGAGAGAGAGAGCUGGAGAGGCACUGGGAGGUGUACGACUCGGCCAUUGCGGCGGAGAGCUCAUUGGACUGGAAGCGGGCGGUGGAGCAGUGGAGAGAUUGUGUGAAUGUGACGCUGCAACACACAGAUGACUGCCGGGCACAGUGCGUCAUGGCCUCCAAGACCCUCCCUGAGGACGAGGCGCCAGAGAGGACCGGCGGGGUGUACGAAAAGGCAGCCGCACUCGCUCUCUCAUUACUGGCCUGUCAACAGUCUUGUGUUACUCUUGUGGCAACGCGACCUGGAAGGAUAUCCGCUCAGGAGGACUUCCUGCCCACCCAGCUGGAGCAUUUACACAUAGCCCAGUUCAAAGCUGGUGACCUGAAGGGGGCGAUACAGACUCUACGCUCUCUGCUGCUCUUCUACCCAUUUGAUACAGAUUCACUCAACAACCUGCAGCUGUAUUCAGACACACUAGGGGGCGAUGUUGAUGCAGCUGGCAUAGAGCCUUCACAGGAAAUCUCCAGGUAUCUGAAAAGGUCUCUGCAGGAGAAGAAGUUGCUGUACUUUGGAGUUGAAAAUCUAAGCUUCAACUUCACAGAUCCAGAUCUGUGGACCCCAGAAGAUAUUGUGCCAGAGUCACUGAGAGAGACAUGGAGGGCCGAGAGGGAGCGAGUGAGUGGGGUGCCGAAUGAGGAAGAGGAAGAGAUGGAUGACAGCGGCUUCUACGCAGGGGGCCCAGUGCCACAGGUUGGAGUGACAAUCACUAUGGAUGACCGAGCCUUGAAUGGAACAAACCGCGUCGUCCUAGAUGGCGUCUUAUCGCAGAAAGAAUGCGAUGCCAUACUCCAGCUGUCCUCUUCUGCUACUUUAGCGGCAGACAGCCCGAGAGGUAGACGGUCACCUUACACACCUCAUGAAAGAUUUGAGGGUCUCACAAUCCUCAGAGCGCUCAAGCUGGCUCAGGAUGGGAUGCUGAACCAGUCGGACGUGAGGUUGCUGCAUGAGAUCGGGGAGCGUGCGCGGGUGCUCCUGCACUCCUACUUUAGGAGUCCCUCCGGCCUCUUCUUCUCCUUCAGCCAUCUCGUCUGCCGCAGCCCUGUCCCGGGACACCAGGAAGGCAGGCUGGACCUCUCUCACCCAGUCCACGUGGACAACUGCAUACUGGAGCCAGAGACCAAACAGUGCUGGAGAGAGGCCCCUGCAUUCACACACAGAGACAUGAGUGGGAUACUUUAUUUAAAUGAAGACUUUGAAGGUGGGGAGUUCUUUUUCACAAAAAGGGAUGCUAAAACGGUCACAGCUAGAGUGCAGCCAAAAUGUGGCCGGCUGAUUGGAUUCUCCUCUGGCCCGGUCAAUCCUCAUGGGGUUACAGCUGUUACCUCUGGUCGGCGAUGUGCAUUGCCUGUCUGGUUCACCAAAGAGGCCCAGCACAGAGACAUGGAGCGGGAGGAGGCCGAGGCCCUGUGGUCAGCUGAUGGACAGAGCGUGCUGAAGGAGGAGAAAGACAAGGAGGGCGCCCAGCCUGCGGCCCGCACAGGGAGAAGCCAGCGGGGGAGGAGCAAAGAGCCCAAAAGGGAGAUAAGGCGGGAUGAACUAUGAGAGUGACAGGUGGAAGAGCCAGUACUGUCCACUUUGGUCCCUGCUGUUGCCCCCCUCGGCUUCAUCUUCUGUCUGAGCCGCAGCCCCCCGUCUCCCCCUGCAUCUCUAUUGUCCCAGCAGAAACAAUCAGCCUAUGAGGACUUUUUCUGCCAAACUGUGCCUGGUGG
Molecule: messenger RNA, 2473 nt
Organism: Alosa sapidissima (American shad)
Lineage: Eukaryota; Metazoa; Chordata; Actinopteri; Clupeiformes; Clupeidae
Gene: p3h3
Product: prolyl 3-hydroxylase 3
Exons: 16
Coding region: 111-2306 (731 amino acids)
Biological process (GO): collagen metabolic process
Cellular component (GO): endoplasmic reticulum
Molecular function (GO): iron ion binding; protein binding; L-ascorbic acid binding
Source: RefSeq, a predicted model, not a curated record